Messenger RNA from Rotaria sp. Silwood1, 1473 nucleotides. The record is from the annotation of a GenBank genome assembly. NCBI's taxonomy places the organism in Eukaryota, Metazoa, Rotifera, Eurotatoria, Philodinida, Philodinidae.
AUGUGUACCUUGGCUACCUAUAUAAUAGAUGCUUCACAUGUCGCACCAAUAGAAAACAAUAUUCGAGCACUCAUUGCUCGCCAAGUAACAACUGAUCUCAAUUGUUUAUGUCCUUGCGCAUGUACGACAGUAGCAAUAUCAACUGCAGAAGUGCCAUCAAUAACAACAUCAACAACAACAACAACGACAACAACAUCAUCAUCAACAACAACAACAACGAUAACAACAUCAUCAUCAUCAUCAUCAACAACAACAACAACAACGACAAGAACAUCAUCAUCAUCAACAACUUCAUCAUCAUCAUCAUCAACAACAACAACUUCAUCAUCAACAACAACAUCAUCAACAACAACAUCAUCAUCAUCAUCAACAACAACAACAACAACGACAACAACAUCAUCAUCAUCAACAACUUCAUCAUCAUCAACAACUUCAUCAUCAUCAACAACUUCAUCAUCAUCAACAACUUCAUCAUCAUCAUCAUCAACAACGACAACAACAUCAUCAUCAACAACAACUUCAUCAUCAACAACAACAUCAUCAUCAUCAUCAUCAUCAUCAACAACAACAACGACAACAACAUCAUCAACAACAACAUCAUCAUCAUCAUCAUCAUCAACAACAACAACGACAACAACAUCAUCAUCAACAACAACUUCAUCAUCAACAACAAUAACGACAACAACGGCUACAACAACAACGGCAACAAACGUCCAACUAUUAGGGGCAAAUAAUAAUAAUUCAAAUGUGGAAUUAGGACUAGGUCUUGGUUUAGGACUUGGCGGGUUAGCAAUAACUUUAUUGGCAACUUGUUCAUGUAUUUAUUAUUAUAGAAGAGGACGAACAAAAACUAAAAAGAAAAAUGAUAACGUUCCAAGUCCUUCUCCUUAUGUGGCAUCACCGCAACAAACAGAGCCAGUGUCCAAUGUUAAUGAACAACACGCUAAUGAAGAUACAAUUAGUGAUAUAACACUAAUUGACGAACCAAGUUUAUUUCCUAAAUCUAAUGUUAAUGUAGAACACGCUAAUGAAGAUUCCAUUAGUGAUGUAACACUGAUUGAGAAUCCAGGUUCAGUACUUGUAUCUAGAGUUAUUGUACAACGUGCUAAUGAAAAUCCAAUCAGCGAUGCAUCACAAAUUACAAAAUCAAGUUCUGCAAUUGUGCCUAUUAUUAAUCUGCGACAUGUUGAUACAGAAGAACCAUCGAUGACUGAAGAAUAUCGAGUUAUCUAUAUAUAUGAAGUUGAUACAAACACAGAUCGUAUACUACAUUCAACAACUUCAGACAUAAGUGAGCAAAUACCAAGUGAUGUCUUGAAAACAACACAUCGACGGCUCAAAUCACCAGAUAACCGUGAUAAUAAUCCAGGCUGUCGUGCUCAGUAUCGUAAAACACUAGAAUCGAUUGAACAGAAAUCAUCCAUCAGUAAGUUAUUCCAUUGGUUGAUCAUUUGCGAUAAUCACGUACGAUGA